AUGGCAGCCUCAUCCCAGGUGCUUGAGACUAUGGCCUCGCAGCUCUCCGCAGUAGCUGCUGGCCUUGAAGCAUUGAGAGUGCAAGGAGCAGAGCAAAGCGCAGCCAACGACAAGAAUGCUGAGGUGAUCGCCGCGAUGCAGCAACGCAUCUCACAGCAUGAUGCAUUGCUCACAGGAGAUGGCCCGUCGGUGCUGUCGACUGCGGCACCAGUGGCUCGCCCUCAAGACUGGGAGGUGCAGCUACCCCAAGGAGCGGCUUCCUCACAGCCGGUGUCCCGUGAGGAGUGUGCCGCCAUGAUCACGGAGGCGUUGCAGCAGAAGAUCAACACCUUGGAGCACGAGGUCAGGAUGUUGAAGAUUCGCACGGCAUGGACCGAAAAAGACCUCAUGUACUCACAGAUUGAGGCAGCCAAGAGGACGCUGGUGGUGAGGAACUUCCCAGAUUGGGCAACAGCUGCCGACCGGGAGCUCACAGUGGCAGAGGCUCUCAAGGAAAAUGGUUUCGCCUACUUGGAGUGGGACCUGACCACCACCACCAUGGAGGGCAACGACGGCAAGAAGUUUCUAGCCCCAAUCUCCAUCCUCACAGUCCCGACCUACGCCGCCAGGAACAAGGUCAUGGACACUUGCUCACGGGCUGUGGUUCGCUACUGGCAUGAGAUAAAGGAGGGAGAGGAGAAGCCCAAGGAAGCCGCGCAGCCGCAGGGGGACUCACAGACCUCACAGAAGGCCCCACUGAAGAAGUGGGAGAUGAGAACUUGGAACUGGAACCUCCCGAUCAAAAUGGCGCCAGGCAUCACCCAGUUCGAAAGAAGGUUGGGAGCCCCAAUGCAUGGGUUGAUGAAUGCCUACCAGAAGCUGUUUGCUGGCUUCAAGAAGGAGACCCUCACACCUCGCUGGAAGACCCUUAUCUUGAAAAAUAAGGAAGGCGCAUGGUUGGGUCGUAUCCUUUACAGCCGCAAAGCUCACAGCCUCACAGGCACGGCGGGCACGGUCGCCGAUUGGGCUUGUGAAGUUCAGCUCCCGGCCGAGCACAAGGACCGCAUCCUCACAACCUGGAGGGAUGUCUGGUAUGAUCAGCUCAAGCAGCAGAUCUCACAGACGGAAGUGGAGAAAGCAGCUUACUCCACAGCGGCCCAGCGAACCUCACAGGAAUACUCCGCGGCAGCCAGGCUCAACAGGUUCUUGACCAAAGCGGUGCCGGCCUACACGGAGGGCGAGGAACAGGGCAUCGAGAACUGGGACCACCCAGACCGCCAGUUCUUCCAGGACCUUCGGCCGGUCGAGGAGCUUAUGGCGGAGAUGGCGGCAGACCAGGCUAUGGAGAGGGAGGUUGCAGCCGGCGAGUCCUUGAUCACCUUUGCCUCCCAGGGCCUCUCACAGGGCCAAAAGAGGCAGCACUCAGAAGGCACGGAGGGCACCUUCGACAGCAUGGAGCCGAGCGGCGAGCCCGACAACACAAAGGAGCCCUACUACCCGUUCGACUCACAGGACCAGCUCGACCAAGAAGUGGAGAAUGAGAAGAUCACCCAGAUCAACCUGGGCUAUGACAUCUCAAAGUACUCCACCGAGCAGUGGGUGGAUUGGGUCAAGGGCAAAAAGUUGAAGCACUUGGGCGCACAGGAGCCCGAUCUUCCAGCACAGAGUGCUUUUUCAAAGGACCUCUCGCACAGGAGGAAGAAAGGCUCUCCCCUGUGCCAGUCACUCCGCGUCGACGUUGACCGGGUGCUCGCCACUUACUGGCGCGGCCGCGAAGGCUACCGCAUCUCCGCCAAGGAGGAGCGGCGGCUGGAUCGCGGCGCGCUCCAGGGCACGAAACCCUCCACGUAUGGCGAGCUGACUGCAGCGGGUGUUAGGCUUCUGGCCGAGCGCUGGGGGUUGGACGAUGCGGAAGGCGUGCCUGGCAUCUUUGCAGACCUUGGCUGCGGGGUUGGGAAGAUGGUGGUGCAGGUCUAUCUGGAAUGCCCCGGGGUGGGCUGUGCACUGGGCGUAGAGCUGUCGGCCACGCGCUGCCGGAGAGCGCGGGAGGCUUGGGAGGCACUGCUCCUCAGUGACGAGGCGUUCGAGCUCCGCCAGCGGCUGCUGAAAGCAUCGGGGUGCGAGGAGGAGGCCAGCCCUGAGGACGAGGUGGAGUUUGUUCAAGGCGAUCUGUUGGAUGCAGACAUCAGCCAUGUCACGCAUGUCUACCUCUCCUCGCUCUGCUUCGACGAAGCCACUCUUUUCGCAUCCGCCCAGAAGUUGCAGCAGGAGGGGCGCCAGCUCCGAGGCGUCGCCUCGCUGCAGCCCUUGCCUUUGCUAAGAAAAGUGGGGGAGUUGCUGCUGCCCAUGUCAUGGACAUCUGGCAGAGGUUUGGGCACCAUGGCCUACCUCUACGAAACCUAG
Messenger RNA from Symbiodinium sp. CCMP2592, 2382 nucleotides. NCBI's taxonomy places the organism in Eukaryota, Dinophyceae, Suessiales, Symbiodiniaceae. The record is from the annotation of a GenBank genome assembly.